This is a messenger RNA of Sorex fumeus (smoky shrew), 2006 nucleotides long. It is a transcript of the gene CDKN1C, whose product is annotated as cyclin dependent kinase inhibitor 1C. Gene Ontology annotation, biological process: regulation of cell cycle. Gene Ontology annotation, cellular component: nucleus. NCBI's taxonomy places the organism in Eukaryota, Metazoa, Chordata, Mammalia, Eulipotyphla, Soricidae. Gene Ontology annotation, molecular function: cyclin-dependent protein serine/threonine kinase inhibitor activity. The transcript is spliced from 4 exons. The record is from RefSeq and is a predicted model, not a curated record. The coding region runs from base 19 to 1053 and encodes 344 amino acids.
AACUGAAAAUACUACAUUAUGCUAAUCGCGGCGGGGCCCGCGCGGGGGGCGGGGGGGCGGCCGCGACCCUCGCGUAUAAAGGGGCGCGCGAGGGCUGGGCGUUCCACAGGCCAGUGCUCCGCGCUCGGUGGGUGCCAGCCCAGCCAGCGCCAGCCGGCGACGAGCGAGCCCGCCAGGACCGUGGCCACGGAGGGGGCGCGGCCGGACGCGACGAGCGGUGCAGCCCAGGGCCCAUCAGCCAGAUCGCUGGCCAUGGAGCGCCUGGUCUCCCGCCGCAGCUUCCCGGGGCUGGCGCGCUCCAGCGCCUGCCGCAGCCUCUUCGGCCCGGUGGACCACGAGGAGCUGAGCCGCGAGCUGCAGCUGCGCCUGGCCGAGCUCAACGCCGAGGACCAGCGCCGCUGGGACUACAACUUCCAGCAGGACGUGCCUCUGCGCGGCCCCGGGCGCCUGCAGUGGACGGAGGUGGACAGCGACUCGGUGCCCGCCUUCUACCGCGAGACGGUGCAGGUGGGGCGCUGCCGCCUGCUGCUGGCGCCGCGGCCCCGCCCGGCCGGCGCGGACGAGCACCCGCCCCCCGCGCCGCCGGCCGCCGCCGAGGCCCUCGACGGCCCGGCCGAGGCGCCCGCGUCGCCCUGCAGCGACGCGCCCGCGGCGGCCCCCGCGCCCGAGGCGGCCGCGCCGCCGCCGCCCGAGCCCGAGGAGCCCGCGGCCGAGCCGCCGCCGCCGCCGCCCAGCGCGCCCGAGCCCGCGCCCGCGCCCGCGCCCGCGCCCGCGCCCGCGCCCGCGCCCGAGCCCGCCCCGGCCGGCCCGUCCACCGCCGCGGCCGGCGCCGCGCCCAAGAAGCUGCCCGGGUCGCUCCUCUCCGGGAUGCCCGCCGCGCCGCGCCCUGACCGGCUGCUCGCGCUGUCGCCCGCAGAUUUCUUCGCCAAGCGCAAACGGCCCGCGCCCGACAACAAGUCCGCCUCCAACGAGGUGCCCGCGGGAUGCGCCCCCGCGGCCGCUGCUCCCGCCGUGGGCCCGGCGGAGCAGACGCCGCGCAAGCGCCUGCGAUGAGGAGUGAGUGCCCCCUGGACGGAGCCCGGAGCCGACCCGCCGGGCAGCGCAGCGGAGAGGGAGAGAAGAGCAGGAGCGCGGGGCCUCGGCUGGGGCCGCGCACGCAGCGGGGGCCACGCGCGCCCGGCUGCGUUCCCAACUUGGCCAACUCUGCGAUGUCUCCAGACCGUCCCCCUAAACCGUUUUGUGCAGGAGGAGAACACGGGCCCCAAGGUGGAAAGCUUUAAAGAGUCACUUACACGAAAUGCGGAACCCCUGCCAAUCUCAGUGCCAAGAGAAAAAAAAUACAAAACAAAACCCCACACACCACACACACACGCACACGCGCACACGCACGCCACCGUGGAAAAAGGGAAAAAAGGAGAAAAGAGAAAACCCUGUAUAUUUGUACAAAAAAAAUUAAAGUUAUACUAAGUUAUAUUUUGUAUUUAUGUGGAGGCCUGGGCCGCCCUUCCACGCUGGGCCCUCAUUGGUCAUGCCAAAGGCACCCCGCCCGAUCUGGCCUCCACUUUGCCAAUUGAUUGAUCGGCCCCCAAAGCCUCGCCCCAGCCCACAGCCCACUCACCAUCCAGCUGACAGGCCCCGCGCUCACCCUCUCCGCGUUCCUCCUGCCACCACCAUCAUUCCACCAGUGCCAGUCCAGACCACCAUGCCCACUCGAUGCCCACUCGGUUGAUGCUCAUUGGUUGUCCAUGACUCUGAUUUUGAAUUGAUUGACCACGACUUUGAUUUUGAAUUGAUUGUCUGUGACUUGGUUUUUGACUUGGUUUUUGAAUUGAUUGACUUGGUUUUUGACUUGGUUUUUGACUUGGUUUUUGAAUUGAUUGUCCGUGACUUGGUUUUCGAAUCGAUUGUUCAUGACUUUGAUUUUGAACUUGAAGACAAAUCUGUUCAGAGGGUCCGCCCUUCUGAACCACCCGAGCUCCUUUGCCGGGUUCUGAAUAAAAAGGAUG